Messenger RNA from Clupea harengus (Atlantic herring), 2401 nucleotides. RefSeq names its product gap junction alpha-3 protein-like. Lineage: Eukaryota; Metazoa; Chordata; Actinopteri; Clupeiformes; Clupeidae. Gene Ontology annotation, molecular function: gap junction channel activity. Gene Ontology annotation, cellular component: connexin complex. The record is from RefSeq and is a predicted model, not a curated record. Gene Ontology annotation, biological process: cell-cell signaling.
GGCUAGAAAUCGUGAAGCAUGGGUGACUGGAGCUUUCUGGGGCGUCUGUUGGAGAACGCGCAGGAGCACUCAACAGUGAUCGGCAAGGUGUGGCUGACCGUCCUCUUCAUCUUCAGGAUCCUGGUGCUGGGGGCCGCCGCUGAGGAGGUGUGGGGGGACGAGCAGUCGGACUUCACCUGCAACACACAGCAGCCCGGUUGCGAGAACGUCUGCUAUGACGAGGCCUUCCCCAUCUCGCACAUCCGUUUCUGGGUGCUGCAGAUCAUCUUCGUGUCCACGCCGACGCUCAUCUACCUGGGCCACGUCCUGCACAUCGUCCGCAUGGAGGAGAAAAGGAAGGAGAAGGAGGAGGAGAUGCGCAAGGCACUCCGCUUCCAGGAGGAGAAGGAUCUCUACCGGAAUGGUGGGGAGGGUGGAGGAGGGGGUGGUGGAGGUGGGAAAAAGGAGAAGCCCCCAAUUCGAGACGAGCAUGGAAAGAUCCGGAUCCGGGGGGCCCUGCUCCGCACCUACAUCUUCAACAUCAUCUUCAAAACCCUGUUUGAGGUGGGCUUCAUCCUGGGUCAGUACUUCCUCUACGGGUUCCAGCUCAGGCCCCUGUAUAAGUGUGCCCGAUGGCCCUGCCCAAACUCAGUGGACUGCUUCAUCUCCAGGCCCACGGAAAAGACCAUUUUUAUCAUUUUCAUGCUUGUGGUGGCUUGCGUGUCCCUUUUGUUGAACCUCUUAGAGAUCUACCACCUGGGCUGGAAGAAAGUCAAGCAGGGCAUGACCAACGAGUUUGCGCCGGAGUGGUCAAUGGGCAGGGAGGCAGAUAACAUGACGGUCCUGCCCGAGACCAGAACAUCCGCUCCCCUCCCCAACCCACCCAACUACACAGACCUGACGGUCGCAGGGAGAGGUGCCUUCAUGCCCCAAUCCCACUCCAUGGCCAUAGUAGCCACUCCUGAGGCAGAGCGCAAGUCAGACCCUCUCCAUGACCCCCUCCACUCCUCCAUCUUCUCCAGCAACAACAGCAACAACUUCCGGCUACCCACGGGGCAGAAUUGGGCCAACAUGGCGGCCGAGCUGCAGACUAGCGAAGCGAAGCCGAGCGCCCCUUGCUUGUCCUCCUCCUCCUCCUCGUGCUCUCUGAGUAACAUGGCGCACCCCAAGGAGCCCCCGUUGGUUUCCUCCGGCGCGGUGACCGACGGCGAUGCUGAUGGCGAUGAAUCCAGUGGAGGGAAGAGUGACGUGGGUCGCGACAUCACGACCACCACGGUGGAGAUGCACGAACCACCGGUGGUCCCGAUUGAUGUCCGUAGGCUAAGCCGGGUGAGCAAGACCAGCAGCAUCAGAGCCAGGCCUGAUGACCUCGCUGUCUAGCCUCCCCCCACGCCUCCCCCCAAAACCUCCCCUCUCUUCCCACCCGUUCACCCCCACUCAAAAAAAACCCAAUCCAACACACACAUAUACACACACACCAUCCCACCACCUCUGGUUUUUUAUCGAGAGAGAGAGAGAAAAGUUAUGAAAGUAACAAGAAAAAAAAAUACAACAGAGGCAAUUGAAAAAAGAAAAAGUGGAAAAAAGACAGGUUGCUGGAAAUGUGAUGCUCUCUGAUAUGAAAUUCUUUUUAAAUGGCUAGACUAUCCCAAAAAAAAAAGAAGAAUCAGUGCAAUCGGUGAGUUGUAGUGUCACCCAAGCAGAGAUGAUAGGCUCUGCAAGUGACAUACACUCACACCUAUGUGUUUGAAAAUGGGAGAAGCAGGUUGGCCCAGAAUUGUGAAGGAAGAGACAUUUUCACUAAUUUGGACGUUAGCACUAUUAUUUCUUUCUCUUCUUUUUAUUUGUUUUGAAUCUUUUUUUUUCUGAGGAAGAAUUUGGGAGAGGUAUGCACUUCUGAGUCGUUUUUUUUUCUCCCUCUUUUCUUGUGAUAGAUCUUGAGUUUGAUCCUUGUGCACUGGUGUGCCAAUGCCACCAUUCUUUUAAUCAGUGUUCGUCCAUCAUUUUGUGAAUCCUCUGGUUCAUUGUUUUAUCAUAUGGUGACACGGCCUGUAAAGACCGACAGACGCAGAGUGGCACGUGCUCACACUGUGACUAUGCGAUCCGGAGGGGACCUUUUCUCUGAUUCUGAUUCUGAAUUCUGAUUCUGAUUCUGAUUCUGAUUCUGAUUCUACGGUGUCCUGGGAGCUGGAGCAAUGGAGGAGGCCACGGCUCUAUCCCAUGUAAUGACAGAUCCCAAGCCGAGACUUGUCUUUAUGCUUCUCGAAGGUUGUGUGUGGUUGGAAAUAAGGAGGUCUUGUUUUACCGUCAUUAAAAGGAACAAAAAAAUACAUUCUUACUAUCAUUGCAGUUUCAUCAGGGUAUAUUGGUAUAAAUACAUUGCCUAAGUAUAAAUGAAGUGUAUAUAUAUAAAUAAUAUACA